This is a messenger RNA of Colletotrichum scovillei, 2519 nucleotides long. RefSeq lists its product as uncharacterized. The record is from RefSeq and is a predicted model, not a curated record. Bases 609 to 1676 code for a protein of 355 amino acids. The transcript is spliced from 3 exons. Lineage: Eukaryota; Fungi; Ascomycota; Sordariomycetes; Glomerellales; Glomerellaceae.
CCCGUCAACUUACCUUGCUCUCCCGUCCUUCUUCUUCCUCGUCUUCCCCCUUCUUACACCACACCCUCUCUCCCAGGCCGACUCAUCCCGAACAACUUGAACAGUUCGUUCGUGAUCCGACUCCUGCUCUCCUUCUCGCCCGUCCCAAAAAAAGGUCACGGCAAGAAGAGGUCAAACACCGUCUUGCGAAGGAUCUUGCUUUCGCCAGCACUCACAUCUCGACUUUCCCGCUUCGCUGUAACCGCCGACGAUCGACGUCCAGUUAAUCGCCUCAGGUCCCUGGUCCCAUCUGUCUAAGACUGCACGAACCAACAUCGCCCAACCACACAGCACCAUUUCUCCCGCCCAUCUUCGCAUUACACCUCACCCACGCCACCCGUACACUCGAUUUGUUACAAAACGACAAACCGACAUUCUCGAUUCUCUCAAAUACAAUUGUCCCUCUCGCAAACUUAUCACAACAGCAGCAAUCUGGUCCUGUUCGUUUGGAUUUUAGUGCACUGCAGAUCCUACCGUCUAUCCCCAGAGCAGCCCACAAUUGACCCAGGGAUCCCACGUUUUCGAAAUCGAUCCGACUAAAACACCAACCUGCAACUACAUCGCUAAACAUGAGUUCGCCAGCACAAGCCGGGCCUUCGGUCCCGAAGGAGAAGAAGGGUUUGGGCAAGAUUCUGUCUCGCGCCAAGACUGUCUUCAAGAGAGGCGAUAGCUCCAAGCGCAUGUCGACCCUGUCUACCACUGGACAGCAGUCUUCUGCGCAAGCCGCUACUCCUGGCCCAUCCACCGCCGCCCCUGCGACCGAGCAACCUGCCGCUGCCACCACCACCAAGGAGACCGCCAAGGACACUACCAAGAAGGAGGCCCCCAAGAGCAAGUAUGAGGACCUCGAGGGCGUCACCAGGGUUCCCCGAUCCGAGCUCUUUGAGGAGCGCGCCAGGAAGUUGGGCGAGAGAUUUGGUCUCGAGAUCAAGCAGAGCGAGUGGAUCUCUACUGAGGGCACUGCUCUCCGCGUCGAGAAGCCCAUUCGCAUGCGCGUCCACCGAACCUGCCACAAGUGCAAUGCUACCUUUGCUGCCGCCAAGGAGUGCCCGGGCUGCCAGCACGUUCGUUGCACCAAGUGCGUCCGCCACCCGCCCAAGCGGACCGAGGCCGAGCGCAUCGCCAGCCGGGAGAAGCGGGCCGCCAUUCUCAAGGCUCAGAAGGAGAACGCACCCAUCGUUCCCGACUACUCUUACGACGCCAAGAACGCAAAGGACAUUGUCCUCAAGCGCCCCAGCAAGACCGGAGGACAGGAUCUCAUUUACAAGAAGCCGCGUCAGAGGGUCAGGAGAACUUGCCACGAGUGCCAGACGCUCUUCACUGCUGGCAGCAAGACAUGCUCCAAGUGCAGUCACAACCGCUGCACUGACUGUCCCAGAGACCCGCCCAAGAAGGACAAGUAUCCGUUUGGUUAUCCUGGCGACGAAUUUGGUCCGAAUGCUGUGCCGCAUCACGAAUGCCAUAAGUGCAAGACGAUAUACCCUGGAGGUGUGGAAGACGGAACCGCAUGCAAGAAAUGUCAGCAUGAGAAGUGUGUCGACUGUUCUCGUCUGAAGCCACGCAAGGUCGAACCCGAGCCAGACCCAGAGAUACUCAAGAGCAUACAGGCCAAGAUCGAGAGUCUAAAACUCAAGUAAUGACACAGCCAGCCAUGACUUUUUACACCGUCCGACUUGAUUGAGUUGGAUUGGAGGCUCUUGGACAUGGCGGAGUGGUGGAUCUCUACUAGCGAGCCUACGGCAUUUACUGGUCAACCUCCAUCUCUACGGCGCACCACAGGCCCUUCAUCCGACUUGUUCAUGUCGCACAUGCAUUCAACAUCUUUUUCUUUCUUGCACUACAACGACACUACACGACUAUCCAUCACCAUCAUCAUCUGCAUCACAUCAUACCUCUUAUUCCGCCGCUGCCAUACAUACCCCUCUGUCUUGACCACCAGCCAGAGGGAUGACGAUGAACAAGAAGCACUCACGCACCACGCGAUCACGACCCAGCAUUGUCUCGAUCAAACAAAAGUACCUUUUACUGCCGAGCGAAGCGACCUGUACCUACUGCAUACAACUAGCCUGUUUCGAAGAGAAAAAGAAAGGAAGAAUUGAGGGAGAGGAGACGUACCCUGACGCACCUGGAUUGGGAGGAGGGGGUGGAUCAGGCCAUAAUCGCGGAAGACGGGACGAAUCGGAGUCUGGCGACUUGGAAUGAAGCAGAGGAGUUGCAUUGCAGCGACAAAGAACAGAGCAGUAAUACUAGGCGUACGGACCAGAACCGACAAGACGGGUCCAAUCAGGGUGGGCGGAUUAGCCUACAAGCGGAAAGCGAAUUAUUCUCCUUUCAUCUCAUCGUCACCUUCUUCCCAUCUCUCACGAAUCAUCAUUUACUCAUACUACUACCACUCGGUACUUUUUAUUAAAGUAUACCCAAAGAACGGGCUUCUGACCCCAAAACUUGGCUUUUGGAUAGGCCAUUAUCCCUAGUCCCCC